AUGAACCAGCAUCGAGGCACAUCUUAUGAUCGUGACAUUGUGUCACAGUCUUGGAAACUGCGCCUGCAUCCCAGCAUCUUCCAUCUACCAAGAGCCCAACACAAGAUAAACGAUAUGGGAAUGGCAAACAUGUCAAACACAUCAAAUCCCAGCAAUGCAGGAUGCCAGAUAGACAUCAUAAACCACAUCCAAGCCAUCCAACAAAACUGGUUCAUCCACCCCGCGACCUCAGAAGAACCCAUCCUUCCACCCUCACUCCUGGCCGGCGUCCCAAUCAACUGCCUCCCAGCCCCAAUCAUCCAAGCCAUCCACGAACUCUCCACACUAACAAUCGGCCAACGAGACCGAGCGCACAACCUCCUAAACACCUACUUCCAAGCACGCAUCCGCGAAGGCUCAUACAGCGGGAAAACGCAAAAGAUCUUCGCCAUCUUGGAAAUCAGCGAUGUGAAGAAGGCAUGCGAGAGUUUACGAAGAAUGAGCCGAGGACGCGAAAUGCAAGGCCCCGUCCCGAUCAAAGAAGAUGAAACGAGAAAGAGGAAGUACUCGAUCAGACAGGAGAUGAAUGCCGUUACUGAGGAAGAAGAAGACGAAGACGCACAAAGGCUAGCGAAACGGUUGAAAGAGGAACUUUGCGUCAUCUCCGAAGACGACACCACCACCAGCAACAACGAGCCUAGCACACCAAUCCACAUAAACUUCGACGAUAUACCCACGCCCCCGGAUUCACAAGCAACAAUAACAGCAACACUUCCUUCUACAACUACCACCCCCCAGACGCAGCGACGCUCCCGACCCCCUCCGAUUGUCAUUGCAGAGAUACCCACGCCUACAGCUACAUCCCCUGGCAUCGUCCCACCGUUCUCGUCUUUCACGCCCCUGUUUAAUAGCCUAGCUCGAGAAUUUGGAGGAGAUCCGGAUACGCCGUGUCCGGUGCGACAGAACACUUACGAGCCCCCACAAUCAGAUCUCCUUAAUGGCUAUGACAACGGCAACGGCAACGACAAACUCACCAGCAACGAUAAUCCCAACGGCACUCUCUUCGAGUCAUACAUGCGCGAUACAUAUCCAGCGCCGAGGAUAGAUCCUCGGGUCCAGGCAGCGCAGAGAGCGACGCAUGAGUUUAAUGUAAGGAGGAUGGAGGUGAUUGAGGCGCAGAGAGUGUUUGAGGAGGCGAAGAGGAGGUUUGGAGAGGCGAAACGGAGGAUGGAAAGCGUGAGGGGAGGGGCGGUGUGGCGGUGA
Molecule: messenger RNA, 1242 nt
Organism: Alternaria infectoria
Lineage: Eukaryota; Fungi; Ascomycota; Dothideomycetes; Pleosporales; Pleosporaceae
Exons: 1
Coding region: 1-1242 (413 amino acids)
Source: RefSeq, a predicted model, not a curated record